AUGUCCGGAUCCGCUGCCGAGAAGGCCAGAAAUGCUCGAACGAGCAUCUCCAAUGCCACUCAAAACGGAAAGCAAACUGCCGCCGACAUGACUUCGAAAGCUAAGAGCACCGCUUCUGACCUUUCUGGAUCUGCUGCCGACACUGCUAGGAAUGCUGGCCAAACUAUCUCCAACACAGCGCAAAACGGAAAGCAAACCGCUGCCGACAUGACUUCGAAAGCCAAGGGCACUGCUGCUGACCUUUCUGGAUCCGCUGUCGAUUCUGCUAGAAAUGCCGGCCAAGCUGUCUCCAACACAGCGCAAAAUGGAAAACAGACUGCCGCCGACCUGUCGUCAAAAGCUCAAGGUACCGCUUCUGGCUUUUCUGGAGCCGUCGCAGACAACACUGGGGACGCUGGAGUUAAAGUCUCAAACGCCGCUCAGAGUGGCAAGCAGACUGCGGCCGACCUGUCUUCGCAAGCCACAGACAAGGCCUCCAAUGCAUCCGGAUACGCUCAGGGAAUCCUUUCUUCCGCCUUCGGAGAUGCGGGACACAACUCCAACGAUUCAACCAGUCAGAAUUACACCCAUGACUUUACACACACCUCCUCUCACAAUAGCAACAGAUAUUCUGAGGGCAACCACCCCCGUGGUCAAGGCGAGUAUGAAACCGAUGGACUGGCGAGCAGAGCAUCCCAUUCAACACAUGUUGGUGCUGAAGCCCCCAGGCUUUCUGCUGUGGACGAUGUGAACAGACGUGCUGCUUGA
Messenger RNA from Colletotrichum graminicola M1.001, 747 nucleotides. RefSeq lists its product as uncharacterized. The record is from RefSeq and is a predicted model, not a curated record. The transcript has a single exon. The coding region runs from base 1 to 747 and encodes 248 amino acids. Lineage: Eukaryota; Fungi; Ascomycota; Sordariomycetes; Glomerellales; Glomerellaceae.